AACAGUCAUCCGACAUCCAAGCAAGUUACAAGAACCUCAAAUUCCACAACCAAUUCUUCUUCAAAAUGUUCCGCAUUUGUGCUCUGAUCUUCGCCCUGGUGGUCGUUGCCUCGGCCGCUCCUUCUCCCGGAUAUCUGGAGUACCCCUCCGCGCACUCCCACUACGGAGUGGCUGUGGCCCCGGUGGUCAAAGUGGUGCCCGUCGUGAAGCAGGUGCCUGUCGUGAGCCACGUCCCAGUCGUGAAGCAUGUCCCGGUCGUGAAGCACGUGUCCGUGGUGCAGCACGUUCCCGUGCUGAAGUCCUACUCCCCAGUGGUCCACCAGGCAGUCUAUGCUCCAACGUAUGCUCACUCCUACGGAGUGCCCUCCUCCUACGGCCAUCAGAUCUACCACCGCUAAUGAAAGUACCCCUAAUAUCGAUGGGAACUGAAUAAACGAUCUACAAUUAACAUGAAA
Molecule: messenger RNA, 455 nt
Organism: Drosophila pseudoobscura
Lineage: Eukaryota; Metazoa; Arthropoda; Insecta; Diptera; Drosophilidae
Exons: 2
Coding region: 66-398 (110 amino acids)
Source: RefSeq, a predicted model, not a curated record